Trichoderma harzianum CBS 226.95 is the source of this 588-nucleotide messenger RNA. RefSeq lists its product as hypothetical. The transcript has a single exon. The annotation marks the transcript as partial. Lineage: Eukaryota; Fungi; Ascomycota; Sordariomycetes; Hypocreales; Hypocreaceae. The record is from RefSeq and is a predicted model, not a curated record.
UACAGCGGUGAUGGCUCAACCGGUGCCGGCUGGCCUGCUCAGAGUGCCUGGGCCAGCUUCGACAACUUGUGGAAUGCCAACCUCAACGCCAUCAACGGCGCGUGCCAGAACAACGGCUGGGGCGUUGCAAACAACUCUCCUACUGAGACUUCGCAAAUCCAGGCCGCUAUCCUCAGCAUCUCAGCCUCAACCGGUGUCGAUUCGCGCUAUGUCUUGGCAACAAUCAUGCAGGAGAGCAAGGGAUGUGUGCGUGUUCCCACUACUCAAGGAUUCUGGGCCAACCCUGGUUUGAUGCAGGACGCCAACGGCACACACACCUGCUGGAUCAGCCCGGGUAACGGCAUCAACCCCUGCCCCCAAAGCCAAAUCCAAGGCAUGAUCCAGGAUGGCACUGGAGGCACUGCAUCUGGCUCUGGUCUGCAGCAGCUUCUGGCCAGUCUGGGGACCACUGGAGCCCAGCAAGUCUACCAGGCUGCUCGUCUUUAUAACUCAGGCAGCAUCCCCUCCAACGGAGACUUGAGCGGACCUGGUGCUACUCCCUCGUACUCCUCGGACAUUGCCAACCGUCUGCUUGGCUGUGUUUUCUAA